ACCUGUUUAAAAGAAUAAACAGACAGAAACAAAGAAGCGUUGGCAGAAAAUCCUCACGGGGCUGAAACAGGCAGGGAAAAAUUAGAAAACCAGUCUUCCUACCUCACGUUGCUGCUCGAGGACAUGCAUUUCUCCUUCUGGACCUGUUUUUUCUUCCUCUCUUCGCUGGUGUCUCAUGCCCAAGGUCUUCAGUGCUACUCCUGUGAGGGGGAGAGUAACUGCCUAGAACCCCACGUCUGUCGAGAACAUCAGAAUCGAUGCCGCACUACUGUCAUGUCAACACUAACCCCACAAGGACUCUCUACAUACUACAACAAGGACUGCGACAUUAGCGGGAAGGCCAACAAUUCCAUUUCCUACCUCUCCAACAAUGAGGUUGUGUUUCUAGCCGAAGAGCACUGUGAGAGAGAACUCUGCAAUGAACAUGCACCAAACGUACUGGAUGUUCUCCUCGCCCGAGGCCGCCCGAAAAAACUCAUGCAUUGCUAUUCCUGUGGCUCAGCUGAUGGGUCCUGUUUCAAUUCCAGCCUGGCUCAGAUGCGCUGUUCUAGACCCGGAGAGCAGUGUGUGGACAUCACAUCUUUCUCAGAGCCAGAAGAGUUCUCCCAGGACGAACAGCAUAUCAAGGGUUGCGGGCAGCUAACCCACUGCCAGGAGCCCUUGGGUUUCCAUAAUGGGAACAGCUUUUACCUGAUCAAAUGCUGUGAUUCCAGCUUAUGCAACAAAGAGACACAAGACUAUAAGGCUUCCCCCCUGCCCCUGAAUGGGGUAAUGUGCUACAGCUGUGAGGGUAACUUUAGCCAAGGUUGUGCCCCUGAUGACAUCACCCAGACACGGUGCCGGGGACCCAUGAACCAGUGCUUAGAGGCCUCAGGAAUAGAUGGUGUCUCCGGCCAGAGUCUCGUCAUCAAGGGUUGUGCUUCCUCUUCCUGGUGUGACAGCCCAUACACGUCCAUCUAUAAGAACCUGGGGGGCCUUCACCUUCGCUGCUGUACCGAGGACCUCUGCAACAGCCAGAUCGUUGAUGGGACCACGCUGAAGCCCUCCCCCAGGAGUCAAGCCAGCUGCAACCCCACAGCCCAACCUGUCUUGCUUCUGGCAACACUGCUUCUCUGGGUGGCCUUUUGUCUCUGCUCAGAGAGCUCCUGACUUUCAGCGCCAACCAUCUGAACUCGAUCUGGGCCAAGAUUCAUCAAGGCACAUCUCUGAAAUCUCUCCCUCUCAAUUGUGCAGCUCAGCAGUGAAUAAGUAUGUGAAAUAGCCGUGGCCCCUGGGUCUCGGCUGAGUUCAGUUGCCAUAUCGGCAAGGAACGCUAGCCCAUGCUCUUAACCCCUGGGGGUUAAAGAGGCUGGCUUCUUCUCCAAGGCAGAAAGUAUAAGAUCCAAACAGAUAUGACUCCCAGAACCCAAACUGGCCGCUAACUCAAGUGGAGGGCGUAGAGACUAAAGGACAGAGAAGAACAGGACAUAGGAUUUCUGAGUUUUUUUCUCAGCUGUAGGAGAGUACAAGGAGAUGGGCAAACUAAGGCAAGAGUGUUGGACAUCAUGCCCUGACUAUCAAAAUCAGGACAUCCCAGCUUAUUAUUUAUUUUUAUUUAUCGAGGCUAAGGGCUCCCACCCACAAGGAUUUUUGCCUGCUUCUUUUUAUACCUUCCCCCUGAUAAAUCCCCUUGCAGGAGAUCAUUGAGAAGACAUGGAGAUCGUGUCGAAUCCUUUCCUCACCAGUGUCUGAGCCCCAAAGGUUGCCUUUCUGAAAUAUGUUAGCCUCCUGGGACUGACGUCUCCCUUUUAUUCCAUUAUUAAUUUAUAUAUAAGCAUUAUUUGUGUCAAUAAAGUAUUUUUAUAG
Molecule: messenger RNA, 1845 nt
Organism: Sphaerodactylus townsendi
Lineage: Eukaryota; Metazoa; Chordata; Lepidosauria; Squamata; Sphaerodactylidae
Product: urokinase plasminogen activator surface receptor-like
Exons: 7
Coding region: 124-1149 (341 amino acids)
Cellular component (GO): plasma membrane
Source: RefSeq, a predicted model, not a curated record